Molecule: messenger RNA, 285 nt
Organism: Protopolystoma xenopodis
Lineage: Eukaryota; Metazoa; Platyhelminthes; Monogenea; Polystomatidea; Polystomatidae
Source: the annotation of a GenBank genome assembly
AUGGUACAGGCAGAUCCCUGUUUUACAUCACUUGUUGAUCUGCCAGCUCAACUAAUUCAUAACUUUUUGGGCGUUUCAUGUCGCUUUAAACUUGCUCUACAAUUGUCGUCAGACAAACAGGCCUCUACUCGAGCCAGUCUGCCGCCCGUUUCCACCGCCGGACUCGAACUCAUGCCAUGCACGUCCAGUAGAAAAGGGUUCGUAUCAGAUGACUGGCUCUGCAAGCGGAAUUUCCUCCGUUUAAUUUGUUUACUAUCCCUUCCUACCCCUCAAGGGACUGACUAG